Arachis ipaensis is the source of this 2133-nucleotide messenger RNA. The record is from RefSeq and is a predicted model, not a curated record. NCBI's taxonomy places the organism in Eukaryota, Viridiplantae, Streptophyta, Magnoliopsida, Fabales, Fabaceae.
AUGUACAACAAUUGUAAAGAUGCAUUUGCUAUUUGCAGGUAUGCCGGAUACCCUAGCUAUUUCAUUACUAUCACAUGUAACCCAGAUUGGACCGAGAUUAAAGAUUGCGUUGCGGCCUAUUCAUUAAAGCCAAGUGACAGGCCAGAUAUCAUAUCAAGGAUUUUCAAGAUCAAGUUAGAUGUCUUGCUGAAAGACUUAAAGGAUGGGUCCAUAUUCGGAAAGCCUAAAGGAAUUGUGUACACAGUUGAAUUCCAAAAGCGUGGUCUUCCCCAUUGUCAUAUUUUAUUGUUUGUUCAACCAGCCGAGAAGCCUCGAUCAUCUGAGGAUAUUGACCAUCAUAUAUCGGCUGAGAUACCCGACGAACACACACAACCUAAGCUGUACAGCUUAGUCCAAAAAUUCAUGAUUCACGGACCAUGUGGGGUUUUGAACAUGAGUAGCCCGUGUAUGGUUAAUGGGAGGUGUUCCAAGUUUUAUCCAGUGCCUUUCCGUGAGAAAACAUCCAUAGACAGUGCAGGUUUUCCCAAGUAUAAACGGUCGGAUAAUAGUCGUUCAAUAACCAAGAGGAAUGUUAAUCUCGACAAUAGGUUUAUUGUCCCAUACAAUGCAACAUUGCUCCUUAAGUAUGGCUGCCACAUAAAUGUUGAGUAUACUUGCCAGACGUCUACUAUUAAGUAUUUGUUCAAGUAUGUCCACAAAGGUAAUGAUCGUGUCACAGCUUCGUUUUUCGGAUCACAUGAUUCACGGCUAUUCGGGUUUGAGAUUCAGUACAAAGAGCCUAACGUCAUCCGCCUUCCAUUCCAUCUUCCAAAUGAACAGAAUGUUUUGUACGAAGAUCACCAGCUUAUUGAGAAUGUUAUCGACGCUGCGGUCUCAAAGGAUAGUAUGUUUAUUGGUUGGUUUAAGGCUAACAAGAAUUUUGAUCUGGCCCCUACACUGACUUACGCAGAGAUGCCGUCAUUUUUUGUUUGGGACAAGCAGGGGUAUAUGUGGAGGCCACGAAAGCAAGGGAAUGUCAUAGGUCGUCUCACGCAUAUUCCUCACUCGCAUGGAAAGGAGUACUACCUUCGUAUGUUAUUGAAUUAUCAAAAAGGGUGCCAGACAUUUGCUGAUGUGCGUUCCGUUGGUGGGAUUGUGUACGAUACAUUCAAAGAGGCCUGUUAUGCCCUAGGGUUAUUGCAGGAUGAUAGGGAAUUUAUUGAUUCACUUAAUGAAGCCAGUGCGUGGGCAUUGCCGAAUUAUAUCAGGAGGUUGUUUGCAAUGCUUUUGAUGUCGAACAACAUUGUGCGUCCUGACAUGGUGUGGGAGAAAUGUUGGCAACAUUGCGUGGACAACUCGCUUCUUUCUGGAAGACAUAACUUAGGUAAACUUUUCGGAUUGCUUUUACUAUCUGGUUACUGUUUCGCAAUAAAUUCAGACCACUCCAUUCAAAAACGUCCAGUCGUCUCCACCUCUUGCAGUUUCCAGCGUUCUGUUCAUGAGAUUAAGUCCAUCACGCUUGCCGAAAUUGAAAAACUCUUGCAGCCGAAUGGUCGGAGCCUGAAAGAAUUUCCUGACAUGUCGUUUCCUGAUUAUGCUGGUUUACCUGAACCUUCCGACACAAUCUUUUCUAAUGAGCUGAAUUUCGACAUGACAGAAUUGGCAAGUAUCGCCGUGGAUUUGAUUUCCCGGUUGAAUCGAGACCAGCGCGUUGCGUUUGACACAAUAGCAAAUGCAGUUCAUUGUGACGCUGGUGGUUUUUUCUUUGUCUGUGGUUAUGGUGGAACUGGUAAGACCUUUCUAUGGAAUGCACUGUCUGCUUCGAUAAGGUCUAAGGGUGAUAUUGUCCUCAAUGUUGUAUCCAGUGGCAUUGCAGCUUUGUUGUUGCCUAAUGGGCAAACUGCUCAUUCACGCUUUAAGGUUCCGCUCAGUGUUAACCAGGACUCUAUUUGUAAUAUAAGGCAAGGCACACCCCUCGCACGUCUUAUUUCAUCUGCAAAAUUAGUUAUAUGGGAUGAGGCACCUAUGUUAAAUAAAUUUUGCUUCGAAGCGUUGGACAAAUGCCUUAAGGAUGUUCUUCGAUUUGAUCGUGGAUAUAAUCCUCAUGCCCCAUUUGGUGGGAAAAUUGUUGUUCUAGGAGGUGAUUUCCGUUAG